UUGCAAGCCUUUCGUCGUCUUCUACGAGCCGUUGGAUCCAUGACCCACCCGGAACGUUGAGCCCCCCGAACCUCUAAUAAGAGAUACGUAGUUUCAAAAUUCCCAACUACCCUUGUGAGAAUUUCCAGGAUUUUGCUUUGCUACUGCGUAUUGUGCUACAGUACUCGGGGGGAAUCGAGGGAAUUCUCGUCCUUUGUGUCAUUUCCAAGGCCGGAAAUACCGUUAACCGCGUCGGAAAUGGUGUGGGAUAGCUGGGUUUCUGAAGAUUUUGGUGGAUUUGUGUGUUUUUGCUGGUGGGUGUGAUAGAUUUCUGGAAAACAAACUGAAAUUGGAUGUUUACGCGUCGAGAAAUUGCAUGUGUGAUGGAAUGAGAUUGGUGCUGAGGUGGGUUUGGUUUAACUGAUUCUAGAGAGUGGAGGUUGGGAUGUUUGGAUGAAAAUCUGAGAUGGGUUUUGAUUGGAAUGUGGAGAAUUCAAUAGCUGAGGUUGAAAUUUUGAAAUUGAGUUUGUCUGAGUCUUCAUUUGAAUGAUUGGAGUGGAACAAGUAGAAGAAACCCAAAUACAAAUGAUUUUCUUUUUUCUUUUACUGUGGUGGUUUUGAGAGACUACAGUGUUGUUAGUUUGGAGAGAAGACAUUGAAGAACCCCAAAUUAAAAAAAUUAAAAAAAAUACUUCGUUUUUUUUUUCUUUACUGAGGUUGUUGGGGGAUCUGAGAGAGGUGGUGGUUCUUGAGUUUUUUUUUUCUAAGGUGGGCCAUUUUGGUCAGUGGGAUUCUCUGGAGAGGUGGGGCAUUUUACAGAAAUCAAGGUAUGGAGAGCUCCAAUCAUGGGCUGUUUUUUUUUAAUUCUGGUGCUUGAUUGAGAAACAGUGCGCUUUUGUUUACACCACCCACCAUGCCUUACUCUGAAUUCCAUCAGAUGGCCAAGGGAAAGCUCGAUUCAACCAAAUUGAAGAUGAACAACUGCCCGACCGAUCUUUCUUUUCCGUCUGAUCAUGAAUUCCUCGAACUGUUGUGGGAGAAUGGUCAGAUUGUGAUGCAAGGUCAUUGCAGUAGGACUAGAAAGAGCUCCAUGUCACCUGGUGUUUCUUCAUCUCAUCACAGCGGGACAGUUCAAGAGAAAGACGUCGGCGAUGCUGUUUUUCCAAAGACGACGAGGUACGGAAGGCUGGAAUCUGAUGUGAAUGGCGUCUCAUCAUCAGUUCCUUCAGCCCCUGUUGGGAUGGCACAAGACGAUGAGAUGGUCCCAUGGCUGAAUUACCCAAUUGAAGAAUCUUUGCAGAAUGAUUACUGUUCAGAAUUCUUUUCUGAAUUAUCAGGCCCCAAUCUGAAAUCUCUGUCGGUGCAGAAUAGUACCGUUCCUGUUGAAGGAAAGGGCCGCUGCGGUCAGGUUAUUAGGGACACAAACAUAGUUUCAGCACAUGGCCGUGAGAAGCAAGAAAUUAGAAAGACAUUGAAAGCCGUUGGGAGUGACGCCUGGCCUGUUAGAAUUAGGAGCAGCCCAUUAUUUCUGUCGUCACAGCAACACCCAGCUUCAGACCCAAAACCUACAUCGAGAGCUUCAGCUUCCCUUGCCAAUUAUAACAAUAACACACAACAAGCACAUUGCAGGAAUUCAAGUCCGACUGAGACGCAGGUGGCGGCAGCUGGGAUGCUUAGUUCGAAGAUGCUGAAGAAAGAUCCAUCACCUACAAGGCCAUCGCAGCCUAGUAACAAUACCGGGUUGAUGAACUUCUCCCAUUUCUCAAGACCCGUAGCUCUUGUUAAAGCCAAUCUGCAGAGCAUUGGUUCUGCGGCUGUGGGCGCCUCAGGUGUAGAUAAGUUCAAGGGCAGUGACAAGGUUUCCGUCACCAGUAGUAAUCCCAUCGAACCUUCGGUGGUCGAGUCCAGUAGCUGUUUGCAAGGCACUGCCACAGGCCAACUAGUUUCAGUGCUGGCGAAGGUUGAUUUAAAGUCACCCAGUAUAACUCCCCAGGAGGUGGCCUCCGCCAAGAAGUCAGAAAAGGUUUGUCAGGAAGAUGAGCCCACGAAUCAUAGGUCCCCAGAUCACCUUUGUCAGAGUUCAAGCUUCGCAGCGAGCGUUGCUGAGGGACAGCUAGAGAGCGAAAAAGCUUUCAGGCCUGCAGCAGCAUCUUCUUCUGUAUGUUCAGGCAACAGUUCUGGGGGAAUGUUGAAUUAUACCAAACAUGGGCCGAAGAGGAAAUGUCGGGACAUAGAAGAGUCUGGAUACCAGAGCGAAGAUGCUGAUGACGAAUCUGUGGAUGUAAGGAAGCCGACUAAGUGCCCCAAGCGAAGCCGCGCUGCAGAAGUGCAUAAUUUAUCAGAAAGAAGGCGAAGGGAUAGGAUCAACGAGAAGAUGCGUGCGUUACAGGAACUCAUACCUAAUUGCAAUAAGGUGGACAAAGCUUCAAUGCUGGAUGAGGCCAUUGAGUAUCUGAAAACCCUUCAGAUGCAAGUACAGAUCAUGUCCAUGGGAACUGGGCUUUGUAUGCCUCCGAUGAUGUUACCUGCAGGAAUACAAAACUUACGUGGACCGGCAAUUCCUCAUUUCCCACACAUGGGUGUAGGGAUGGGAAUGGGCAUGGGUAUGGGUUUUGGGAUGGGAAUGCCUGACAUGGGCUGUUCCUCUAGCUACCCUUUGAUUCCAAUGCUCCAAAUGCAUGGCCCACAAUUCCCUUGCUCAUCGAUUCCAGGACCCACAAGUUUGCACGGGUUGCCCGCUUCGAGCCUUCAGAUGUUUGGAAUCCCAGGGCAAGGACUUCCCUUGUCUCUUCCUCGUGCACCCUUCAUUCCUUUGUCAGGGUUUGCAACAAAGCCACCUUCGGCGCCUGAUUUCUCAGUGGCAGCUUGUCCUAUGCCUGUUCCAGAUUCGGUUCCACCUUCAAGUUCAAAGGACCAGAUUCAAGACGUAAGCCUACAAACAAUGCAUAAAACAAACACUGAAUGCUUACAGACUCAGCCAUCAACUCAGACUUUGACUGAUGACCGUCCGUCCUAGAUCCCAUGAUCGGAGAACUUGAUGGGCAAUUGAGAUCGGUUCUUAAUUCAAUUUGUUCAUUUACACAGUUA
This is a messenger RNA of Magnolia sinica, 3066 nucleotides long. RefSeq names its product transcription factor PIF3-like. The transcript is spliced from 8 exons. The record is from RefSeq and is a predicted model, not a curated record. Gene Ontology annotation, biological process: regulation of DNA-templated transcription. Bases 893 to 2995 code for a protein of 700 amino acids. Gene Ontology annotation, molecular function: DNA-binding transcription factor activity; protein dimerization activity. Lineage: Eukaryota; Viridiplantae; Streptophyta; Magnoliopsida; Magnoliales; Magnoliaceae.